AGAGAGAGAGAGAGAGAGAGAGAGAGAGAGAAUCAGAGAUAAAAAGGGCUUUCUAGAGAGAGAGAGAGAGAGAGAGAGAGAGAGAUCAAAUUUGGCCGUGCCUUACCUAAUCCAAACUACAAAAAAUGGGCUGCUCUGCUUCUCGUUCCCACACCCUCUCCACCCCACCCACCACCCAAGAACAACCCCCACAACUACCACCACCCUCCUCCUCAAAUUUAUCUUCACCUUCUCACUCCUCCUCCUGGUACUCUCUCUCUCCUACCCCAAUCCCCCGCACUCUCUCUCUCCCCACCCCUCUCGUCCACCACCCCCCUCUCCGCAAGGGCGACUCCGCCCACCUCGUCUCUCUCACCUCCACCACCUACGGUUCUCUCCUCCUCGUCGACCCUUCUUACAUCCCGAUCUCUAAUCCCAACAGCGACAAAACCCUAACCCUAGAAAAAAACCAAAACCCUAGAGAGAAAGAGAUGAUGGACCCCUCAUCUCCCGACUCCGUCAUCAACACUUGGGAGCUCAUGGAAGGCCUCGACGAAUUCGACUUCGAAUUCGUUCACAAACCCGGUUCCUCGAUCCUCCAAGAUUCUCAAUCCGUGGAUGGUGUUGUUGGGUCUGUUAAGAAUGGACCAGCGAACGCAUUUGGAUCGAUAGGUUGUUUCGAAGUGGUGGAAGAGAUUAGUAGUAACGAUUCGAAGCCGUUGUGGAAGCAUUUGUCGGAGGAGUCGUUGCUGGCGAAAAUGGAUGCCAAUGUGGUUUCGAGUUACAGGCGGGCAUUGACCACGAAGUCAUUAGGGUUCAGGGAUAGGAAGCCGGAACCGAUUAGUAAGGUCUCUUUAUCGUCUAGUCAUCAAUUGUGUUUAACGGGUACUGAAGAUAGAGUUGUAUUGUAUUAUACUAGUUUGCGCGGGAUUCGUAGGACUUACGAAGAUUGUUGCGAUGUUAGGAUGAUUUUUAGGGGGUUUAGGGUGUGUGUCGACGAAAGGGAUAUAUCGAUGGACUCGGCGUAUAGAAAGGAGUUGCAGAGUGUGUUGGGAGGGAAAGCAAUGAGUUUACCGCGAGUUUUUAUUGGAGGGAAGUAUAUUGGGGGUGUGGAUGAGAUUAAGCAACUUCAUGAGUGUGGCGAAUUGGGGAAGAUUUUGGACGGUUUUCCGGUUAGGGAUUUGGGUUAUGCUUGUGAGAGCUGUGGGGAUGUGAGGUUUAUGCCGUGCCCCAAUUGCAAUGGCAGUAGGAAGGUGUUUGAGGAAGAGGAAGGGAAAUUGAGGAGAUGCACAGACUGUAAUGAGAAUGGAUUGAUUCGAUGCCCCAGUUGCUGCUCUUGAAGAAUGCUGUGCUUGUUGACCACACUUGCACAUUCCAUGAGAAAUUUCAUGGGAAACUUGUAGUAAGUGGUGAAUCUCCUUGUUAUUUUAGGAUGUUGUUCUAAACUUAUUUGAUCUGUAUAUGAUCUAGCUCUUGGUUAUUCUUGUUCAUUGUUUCUUUGAACGAACUUGGAAAUAAGUAAUAUCGUUCGAUCGUUCCAGAUUAGUGUGGACAAUGGUGAAGCUUUCACAUGUUUGUUA
This is a messenger RNA of Rhododendron vialii, 1559 nucleotides long. RefSeq lists its product as uncharacterized. Bases 126 to 1319 code for a protein of 397 amino acids. NCBI's taxonomy places the organism in Eukaryota, Viridiplantae, Streptophyta, Magnoliopsida, Ericales, Ericaceae. The record is from RefSeq and is a predicted model, not a curated record. The transcript has a single exon.